This is a messenger RNA of Phycodurus eques (leafy seadragon), 2416 nucleotides long. It is a transcript of the gene aph1b, whose product is annotated as APH1B gamma secretase subunit. The coding region runs from base 423 to 1175 and encodes 250 amino acids. Gene Ontology annotation, cellular component: membrane; gamma-secretase complex; endoplasmic reticulum. The transcript is spliced from 6 exons. The record is from RefSeq and is a predicted model, not a curated record. Gene Ontology annotation, molecular function: protein-macromolecule adaptor activity. Gene Ontology annotation, biological process: protein processing; positive regulation of catalytic activity; Notch receptor processing. Lineage: Eukaryota; Metazoa; Chordata; Actinopteri; Syngnathiformes; Syngnathidae.
GUCAUGUGACGUCAUCACAAGCGAAGCCCCUGAAACUAGCGGAAGCAGAGGGAGUUUUCGCUUCCCACCAUCAACAACCAAAGCAGGCCGCUGUGAAUUAAAUAUCCGACAAAGCGCUCUGGGUCGCGCGGCUUUCUGCACAGUCAUCAAGAAUCACCGAAAAUGACGGUGGCAGUGUUUUUUGGCUGUACCUUCAUUGCCUUCGGCCCGGCAAUCGCUCUGUUCCUGUUUACCAUCGCCCGGGAGCCUCUGACAUUUUGGUCAUGUGACGUCAUCACAAGCGAAGCCCCUGAAACUAGCGGAAGCAGAGGGAGUUUUCGCUUCCCACCAUCAACAACCAAAGCAGGCCGCUGUGAAUUAAAUAUCCGACAAAGCGCUCUGGGUCGCGCGGCUUUCUGCACAGUCAUCAAGAAUCACCGAAAAUGACGGUGGCAGUGUUUUUUGGCUGUACCUUCAUUGCCUUCGGCCCGGCAAUCGCUCUGUUCCUGUUUACCAUCGCCCGGGAGCCUCUGAGGGUCAUCUUCCUCAUAGCAGGAGCGUUUUUCUGGCUUGUCUCUCUCCUAUUGUCCUCUCUGGUUUGGUUUAUCUCCGUUCAGGUAAGUAAUAAGGACAGUGCGGUUCAGCAGAAAGGCCUCCUCAUAUUUGGCGUGGUGCUGUCCGUCCUCCUGCAGGAGACCUUCCGCUUCGCUUAUUAUAAACUGCUGAAGAAAGCAAACGAAGGCCUCCUCACCCUCAGUCAGGAGGAAACUAUGCCCAUCUCUAUCCGACAACUGGCCUACGUGUCUGGCCUUGGCUUUGGAUUCAUGAGUGGCGCGUUCUCCGUGGUGAACAUUCUGGCUGACUCUGUUGGCCCGGGGACUAUCGGGAUCCAUGGAGACUCGCAGCACUACUUUUUGUCUUCAGACCUUCCAGAACCCGGAGUAUGUUGCCAGCCUGGUUCCCACCUAUAUUAUCUUGUUCCUAAUGGGUGUUUGGGCCUUUUACUCCGCUGGCGGGUCCCUCAGGAGCCUCAAACUUUGCCUGACCUGCAAAGACAAAGAUUUCCUGCUUGCCAGCCACCGAUCCAGAUAACGCAACACUCCAGGGAGCUCGCAGGACUCUCCAUCCAAAAAUCUCUCUCACAUGCACUGAACACCAUGAGUGGGUGCUCGUCCUCCAUUUUUUCUGAAUUUUGAAUUUGAAUCCAAGGGUAUUUUUUUUUGUUUUAAAAAGACCUCUAAAAGCACUGACUGCUUUGCAGAGGAAAAAUAACAUUUUGAGAGAUUCACAUCCACUUUCGGUAAAGCUCAAUUUGCUUAUGAGAGAGAGUCUUUGAUAUAAAAUGUGGUUCUGCGCACAAAUAUGAACUCCUGUGCUGAAAAGUGCCCCAUUUUUUUGAUUUGCUUUAAUGUUAUAGGACGUUUCAAUGUUGAUUCUCACUGCUCCAACACUAUGAAGUAAUAUUGUCCGACGCUCCGAUAGCUUGUGUUUUUGGAAUGAGUCAUGUUUUUUAAAGGAUGAAUUUUGAACAAUGAAAAAAAAUCGAUCUAAUGGACAUCAUCCCCACUAAGUAAAUGCUUGACAACAUCCAGCAGUAUACACACGUGGAUAAAAUUGUUGGUACCCCUCUGUUAAUGAAAGAAAAACGCACAGAAAUAUCAUUCAUUCCUUCAUUCUCUUCCGCUUUUCCGAGGUCUGGUCGCGGGGGCAGCAGCUUGAGCGGAGAUCCCCAGACUUCCCCUCUCCCCAGCCACUUCCGGGGGGGAAUCCCGAGCUUGGAGACAUAGUCUCUCCAGCGCGUCCUGGGCAGCCUCCCGGUGGAACGUGCCCGGAUCACCUCACCAGGGAGGCGUGCAGGAGGCAUCCUAAUCAGAUUAUCUCAGAGCCACCUCAUCUGGCCCUUCUCGUACUCGGAGGAACAGCGGCUCGUCUCCGAGCCCCUCCUGGAUGACCCGGAUCCUCACCUUAUCUCUCAGGGAGAGCCCGGACACCGUGCGGCGGAAACUCAUUUCGGCCGCUUGCGUCUGUGAUCUUGUUCUUUCGGUCACGAGCUGUGAGUCGUGACCGAGGUUAUAGGUGAGGUUAGGAAUGGAGAUCGACCGCUAAAUUGAGAUCUUAGCCUCUUGGCUUAGCUCCUUCUUCACCACGACAGACCAAUACAGGGUCUGCAUAUGCUGCACCGAUCCGCCUGUCGAGCUCCCGCUCUAUUCUUCCCUCGCUCGUGAACAAGAUCCCAAGCUACUUCAACUCCUCCACUUGAGGCAGAUUCUUCUUCCUGACCCAGAGAGGGCACUCCACCCUUUUUCGACGGAAGACUAUGGCCUCGGAUUUGGAGGUGCUGAUUUUCAUCCCAGCCACUUCACACUGAUAUGACACACACAUAUCACACAGUCAUAAAUAUUCAGAGCCUUUGCUCAGUAUUUAGUAGAAGCACCCU